Messenger RNA from Marmota monax (woodchuck), 3854 nucleotides. RefSeq names its product myogenesis regulating glycosidase (putative) (gene Myorg). Gene Ontology annotation, molecular function: hydrolase activity, hydrolyzing O-glycosyl compounds. Gene Ontology annotation, biological process: carbohydrate metabolic process; skeletal muscle fiber development. The record is from RefSeq and is a predicted model, not a curated record. Lineage: Eukaryota; Metazoa; Chordata; Mammalia; Rodentia; Sciuridae.
AUGCCCCAGAACCUUCAAGAGAGCCAGGCCUACCCCCGCCGCCGCCCUGGUCACCACACAGGCCAUAAAAGCUCUGAGGCUGUCGAAGCAACAGCCAUGUACACUUUCCUGCCCGACAACUUCUCUCCCUCCAAGCCCAAGCCGUCCAAAGAGUUGAGGCCACUACUGGGCUCCGCGGUGCUGGGGCUGCUGCUGGUGUUGGCCGCGGUAGUGGCCUGGUGCUACUAUAGCGCUUCCUUACGCAAAGCAGAACGCCUUCGCGCAGAGCUGCUGGACCUCAACCGUGGCGGCUUCUCCAUCCGAAACCAGAAGGGCGAGCAAGUCUUCCGUUUAGCCUUCCGUUCUGGAGCAUUGGACCUCGACUCCUGCAGCCGCGAGGGCGCCCUGCUUGGCUGCUCUCGCACGGCGGAUGGGCGCCCACUGCACUUCUUCAUCCAGACUGUGAGGCCCAAGGACACCGUCAUGUGCUAUCGCGUGCGCUGGGAGGAAGCAGCCCCAGGACGUGCGGUGGAGCAUGCCAUGUUCCUGGGCGAUGCGGCUGCUCAUUGGUAUGGCGGUGCUGAGAUGAGGACGCAACACUGGCCCAUCCGCCUGGAGGGCCAUCUGGAACCGCAGCCAUUUGUCACUAGCGAUGUCUACUCUUCUGACGCCGCAUUUGGGGGCAUACUUGAGCGCUAUUGGCUAUCAUCUCGCGCAGCUGCCAUCAAAGUCAACGACUCAGUGCCUUUCCACCUGGGCUGGAAUAGCACGGAGCGUUCGAUGCGGCUCCAGGCACGCUACCACGACACGCCUUACAAGCCGCCUGCUGGACGCACCGCAGCACCAGAGCUCAGCUACCGGGUAUGCGUCGGCUCAGACGUCACUUCCAUCCACAAGUAUAUGGUGCGGCGUUACUUCAACAAACCAUCGAGGGUGCCAGCGCCCGAGGCCUUCAGAGACCCUAUCUGGUCCACGUGGGCGCUCUAUGGGCGUGCUGUGGACCAGGAUAAGGUGCUGCGUUUUGCCCAGCAGAUCCGCCAGCACCGCUUCAAUAGCAGCCACCUGGAAAUUGACGACAUGUACACACCGGCCUACGGCGACUUCGAAUUCGACGAGGCCAAAUUCCCCAACGCCAGCGACAUGUUCCGCCGCCUGCGAGACGCUGGCUUCCGGGUCACACUCUGGGUGCACCCAUUUGUCAACUACAACUCCUCACGUUUCGGCGAGGGCGUGGAGCGUGAGCUGUUCGUGCGCGAACCCACAGGCAGGCUGCCAGCGCUUGUGCGAUGGUGGAAUGGCAUUGGCGCGGUGCUCGACUUCACGCGCCCAGAGGCCCGCGACUGGUUUCAGGGACACCUGAGACGCCUGCGUUCGCGCUACGCUGUGGCCUCCUUUAAAUUCGACGCGGGUGAAGUCAGCUACCUGCCGCGGGACUUCAGCACCUAUAGAUCGCUGCCUGACCCCAGCGUAUGGAGCCGGCGCUACACUGAAAUGGCUCUGCCUUUCUUCUCACUGGCCGAGGUACGUGUGGGCUACCAGUCACAGAACAUCUCAUGCUUCUUCCGCCUGGUGGACCGCGACUCGGUGUGGGGCUAUGAUUUGGGGCUGCGCUCGCUCAUUCCAGCGGUGCUCACCGUCAGCAUGCUGGGCUACCCAUUCAUCCUGCCAGAUAUGGUGGGUGGCAACGCAGUCCCUGAGCGCACAGCUGGCGGCAGAGAUGGUCCGGAGCGCGAGCUUUACGUGCGCUGGUUAGAGGUGGCCGCUUUCAUGCCAGCCAUGCAGUUUUCAAUCCCGCCCUGGCAAUAUGACGCAGAAGUGGUGACCAUUGCACACAAGUUCGCUGCACUGCGGGCCUCGCUUGUGGCACCGCUGUUGCUGGAACUCGCCGGUGAGGUCACGGACACUGGCGACCCCAUAGUGCGCCCCCUUUGGUGGAUCGCGCCCGGCGACGAGACAGCUCACCGCAUUGACUCUCAGUUCCUUAUCGGGGACACGCUGCUAGUGGCGCCGGUGUUGGAGCCAGGCAAGCAGGAGCGCGACGUCUACCUGCCUGCUGGCAAGUGGCGCAGCUACAAGGGCGAGCUUUUCGACAAGACGCCAGUGCUGCUCACUGAUUACCCCGUCGACCUGGACGAGGUUGCCUACUUCACCUGGGCGUCCUGACUCAGCCCAGGGCCCGGGAACCCCACAGCUCUAACCCUAGCUUUCAUACAGAUCUUUAACUCCAUCACACCCGAACACACAUUUCCGGAGAUCUCCACCUCUGUACUACCCAUUAUGUGGGUGUUGAACUAAAUGUGCUGGAGCCAACUGCUGUAGGUGGGACCGAAGCAGGGGACAUCAAAUCAACCUCUGGCACCAAUGCACAAUCCUAAUAGCUCCCUUUCCCUCCACACUUACUCCAGUUUACAGAAACCUCUUUCCUGAGGUGGAGUCAGAGAGCUCAGAGGAGAAAGAUUGGCUUUUUUUGUUUGUUUGUUUGUUUGUUACUUAUGGUCCGGUUUUAAAAGCACAAAGAGAAACCUCUCCCCUCCAUCCUGGCCUUCGUGGCCAUCUUUGUCCUCCUAAAAGUCCCCCAAAUAUUCCCUGCCACACUCAGAAAGUAUACAUUCUUGGUGUUAGAAGCCAGGCCCUGAGUUCACAGCACAUAUCUGAACUGUGGCUGACUUGGUUCUACUCCAGCUGGGGAGAAGUCAGGUGUUUCAACAAUUGACAAGGAGACAGGAGGUUCCCUCCUAGAGAACAGAAGGCCUAGCCCAGAGUCACCACUUUUGUCCCUGUUUGUGAAGAGACUCCUAAUAUUGCACUAACCCAUCUGUGUACACACAUGGGCUCAGUCACUGGCUAUAAGUGCUUGAUGGGCACAGACUCCAAGGCCAUGCAGACCACACUUAGUGCCUUAACUCAAGAACUGUGUGUGUGUGUGUGUGUGUGUGUGUGAGAGAGAGAGAGAGAGAGAGAGAGAGAAAGAAUGGCACACACCAUGGGUCCCUGAAUCCACAGAAUAAACACAGUAUCCCUGAAGCUAGAUAAGCCUGGAGGAAGGGGGCAAGGGGCAAAUUUGAGGCUUUGAUUGUUGACCUGCCCCCCCCCCCCGUGGUUUCCCUGGACUCUGGUAGGAAAUAAACAACUCUUAACUAUUCCUUUGGUAUCUCACUCUGCACAUGUGGCAGGAGUGUGACCUAAAAGUGAGCAGUGUUCUUAUUCUGGCAGUGGUAUGCUUUGGCACUGGAGCGGCAUGCACACAGUGACACCUGCCAAUACACAUACAGGGUAAGUAAGGUCUUUCAUCUCAGUCAUUUUUCCUUUUUGAGAAGAUCAAUCUCAGCCAGAGUUUCUCCUGACUUUGUAGCUGACUAUUGGGAAGGAGUGGCUUGUCAGAGGGGAGAUAUGGGAAAGCAGAGUGGAGCUCAGUUUUCCUCAACAGCUCUGACAGCAGAACUAGUGUCCCACCCCCUAGAGAAUUCUUCCCUUCACCCACCUCUCUAUCCCCUUUCUUUUCUUUAAAAAAAAUUUUUUUUUGUAGUCAUAUAUGUGGGUGUUGAGGAUUGAACCCAGUGCCUCACGCAUGCUAGGCAAGUGCUCUGCGGCUGAGCUACAGCCCUGGCCCCUCCUCUUUAUUUUCUUAGUGUGGAAAAUACCUGUCAAAGGUCUUGGGUCCUUCAAGAUGCACAUCUCAUUAGUGCCGAUUAUAUCACUCACUCAUCAAUCAGCUGUGUGAUCUUAAACAAGCUGCUUAAACUUAUCUCAGUUUCCUCAUACAUAAAAAGUGAUAAUGAUGCCUACCUCUGAGGUCAUUGUGAGAAUUAUAAGCACAGACUAUGUAAAGUGCCUGGCAUAAAGUAGGUGCUCAAUAAAAGGUAGCUAUUAUACCA